AUGGCUGACGGUGUUUUCCCAGGUGCUAUUGGUAUCGAUUUGGGUACCACCUACUCUUGUGUCGCUACUUACGACUCUGCAGUUGAAAUUAUUGCUAACGAACAAGGUAACAGAGUUACUCCAUCUUUCGUUGCUUUCAACUCUGAAGAAAGAUUGAUUGGUGAUGCCGCCAAGAACCAAGCUGCCUUGAACCCAAAGAACACUGUUUUCGAUGCUAAGCGUUUGAUUGGUCGUGCUUUUGAAGACGAAUCCGUCCAAAAGGAUAUCAAGACCUGGCCAUUCAAGGUUGUCAAUGACAACGGCAACCCAAAGAUUGAGGUUGAAUACUUGGAAGAAACCAAGACCUUCUCUCCUCAAGAAAUCUCCUCCAUGGUUUUGACCAAGAUGAAGGAAAUUGCUGAAGCUAAGAUUGGUAAGGCUGUUGAAAAGGCUGUUAUUACUGUCCCAGCUUACUUCAAUGACGCUCAAAGACAAGCUACCAAGGAUGCUGGUGCCAUUGCUGGUUUGAACGUUUUGAGAAUUAUCAACGAACCAACUGCCGCUGCUAUUGCUUACGGUUUAGGUGCUGGUAAGUCUGAAAAGGAAAAGCACGUUUUGAUUUUCGAUUUGGGUGGUGGUACUUUCGAUGUUUCUUUGUUAAGCAUUGAAGGUGGUGUCUUCACCGUUAAGGCUACUGCUGGUGACACUCACUUGGGUGGUCAAGAUUUUGAUACUAACUUGUUGGACUUCUUCAAGAAUGACUUCAAAAAGAAGACUGGUUUGGACAUCUCCGGUGAUGCCAGAGCUUUGAGAAGAUUGAGAACUGCCUGUGAAAGAGCUAAGAGAACUUUGUCUUCCGUUACUCAAACCACUGUUGAAGUUGACUCUUUGUUUGAAGGUGAAGACUUCUCUGCUAACUUGACCAGAGCUAGAUUUGAAGACAUCAACUCUGCUUUGUUCAAGUCCACCUUGGACCCUGUUGAACAAGUCUUGAAGGAUGCUAAGAUCAACAAGGCCAACGUUGACGAAGUUGUCUUGGUUGGUGGUUCCACCAGAAUUCCAAAGGUCCAAAAGUUGUUGUCUGACUUCUUUGACGGUAAGCAAUUGGAAAAGUCUAUUAACCCUGAUGAAGCUGUUGCUUAUGGUGCUGCUGUUCAAGGUGCUAUUUUGACUGGUCAAUCUACUUCUGAAGACACCAAGGACUUGUUGUUGUUGGAUGUUAUCCCAUUGUCUUUGGGUGUUGCUAUGCAAGGUAACGUUUUUGCUCCUGUCGUCCCAAGAAACACCACUGUUCCUACCAUCAAGAGAAGAACUUUCACCACUGUUGCUGACCACCAAACCACUGUUCAAUUCCCAGUUUACCAAGGUGAAAGAGUCAACUGUUCUGAAAACACCUUGUUGGGUGAAUUCGACUUGAAGGGAAUCCCACCAAUGUCUGCUGGUGAACCUGAAUUGGAAGCCAUCUUUGAAGUUGACGCUAACGGUAUCUUGAAGGUUACUGCUGUUGAAAAGUCUACUGGUAAGUCUGCUAACAUCACCAUUUCUAACUCUAUCGGUAGAUUGACUUCUGAUGAAAUUGAAAAGAUGAUCAACGAUGCUGAAAAGUUCAAGAGCUCCGAUGACGCUUUCGCCAAGAGACACGAACAAAAGCAAAAGUUGGAAGCUUACGUUGCUUCUGUCGAAUCUACUGUCACCGACCCAGUCUUGUCUGCUAAGUUGAAGAAGUCUGCUAAGGAGAAGAUUGAAACUGCUUUGUCUGAUGCUUUGCAAGCUUUGGAAAUUGAAGACUCUUCUGCUGAUGACUUCAGAAAGGCUGAAUUGGCUUUGAAGAGAGCCGUCACCAAGGGUAUGGCCACCCGUUAA
This is a messenger RNA of Lizanozyma spartinae, 1842 nucleotides long. RefSeq names its product Hsp70 family ATPase (gene SSB1). The record is from RefSeq and is a predicted model, not a curated record. Lineage: Eukaryota; Fungi; Ascomycota; Pichiomycetes; Serinales; Debaryomycetaceae. Bases 1 to 1842 code for a protein of 613 amino acids. Gene Ontology annotation, biological process: vesicle-mediated transport; protein refolding; cellular response to unfolded protein. The transcript has a single exon. Gene Ontology annotation, molecular function: ATP binding; misfolded protein binding; heat shock protein binding. Gene Ontology annotation, cellular component: cytosol; plasma membrane; nucleus.